Messenger RNA from Xenopus laevis (African clawed frog), 2373 nucleotides. It is a transcript of the gene pax6l.L, whose product is annotated as paired box protein Pax-6. The coding region runs from base 321 to 1166 and encodes 281 amino acids. NCBI's taxonomy places the organism in Eukaryota, Metazoa, Chordata, Amphibia, Anura, Pipidae. The record is from RefSeq and is a predicted model, not a curated record. The transcript has 8 exons.
AUGACAUUAAUGGUUAGUACAAGUGUCACCAAGAGGAACCAUCCUGUUGGUUUUCAUAGCUCCGAGAACUUAUUUAUUCAUUAGUGCUUCAGAGUGGCACAGUCAUUCGGAGCGGCUGCCAGCUGUGGGAGAAGAAGACCCAUAUGUGUGGAGGUGUUCCUAGGUCUACCCAAUCUCUCCGAAAGGUGACGGAACCAACAUCCUUCUUCCUCGCUCCAGGGUUCUACUGGGAGCCUCAGGGCUGCAGACUAAAGUCUUCCUAAAACUGCCGGAGUGAGAUAUCUACUUGAUGUCCCUCUUUUGAGCUCAGUGCUUGUUCCAUGGGGGCUGAUGGCACGGACCUCAAGAUCAGAAUGCUGAACAUACAGAACGGAGCUUGGGGUGGCCGGCAGGACUGGUAUCAGGACAAUAUUGUGACUGGGCAGUCCAAUCCAACAGUUGAAAGCUGCCAACAGAUAGACAGCAGCCUUGACUCUGAGCAUCAGCCUGGGGCUGCAAGUGAUGACCUCGAUGAGUCUCAGAUUCGUCUUCAGCUGAAACGUAAACUUCAACGAAACAGGACAUCCUUCACCCAGGAGCAGAUUGAGGCUUUAGAGAAAGAGUUUGAGAGGACACAUUACCCAGACGUUUUUGCAAGAGAAAGACUUGCAGCAAAGAUUGAUCUUCCUGAAGCUCGGAUUCAGGUUUGGUUCUCAAACCGAAGAGCCAAAUGGCGAAGAGAAGAAAAACUGCGUAACCAGAGACGCCAAGCAAGUAAUACCUCCAGCCACCUCUCCAUCAACAGCUCCUUCUCCAGCAGUGUGUACCAGUCCAUCCAACAGCCCAGCAACUCAGGUUCAAUGCUGGGCCGGAGUGAAGCCGCUAUAACAAACAGUUAUGGUUCUCUGCCACCUCUUCCAAGUUUCACUAUGUCUAACAAUCUCCCUAUCCAGCCCAUUGCUAGUCAAACCUCUGCCUAUUCCUGCAUGAUCUCAUCCAGCCCUUCAGUGAGUGUCCGCAGUUAUGACGCUUACACGCCUCCUCAGUUACAGACCCACAUGAGUAACCAGAAUCUGGGAUCUGCUUCUGCCAGUUCUACAGGAUUAAUUUCUCCUGGGGUUUCCGUCCCUGUCCAAGUUCCAGGGGGUGACCCAGAUCUGACUCAGUACUGGUCAAGGCUGCAGUGAAGCCGGGAAGGAUCUGGUCUAAUAUAAAUUAUGUCAGCUCAUAUAAUUAAGACUAAACCUCAUCAUCUGUAAACAAAAGGACAUUGCAAAGGUCAAACAGUACAAGACCCCAUGACAAAUGAAGCGAACAAGCAGUAUUUACAACUUCCACCUUCUUAUUUGUGUUUUUCAAGAGAAGAGGAUAGAACACUGCCAGCUCAAAAUGCAUUUCCCCCAAAGCAGAGCAAACUUUUCUGAAUCGAGCUAUUCCUCUUCAGUUGCACCAGUAAUUUCCUGCUGUAUUAGACCUGAUGUGUGGCCUGCCGUCAUGGUUUCAUUACCACGGAUGGCUUAUAACGAUGGUACUUUCCACCAAUCAAGCGCUGCUGUAUGAAGGUGUUUGCCAUUUCGAAAUGUAUGCAGCAGUGCCAUGUGCAGCUGGAUAACCAACAUUAUGUGUAGCGUAAAGGGCAAGUCAACCCCAAAAUAUAAUUCUAAGCAAAUUUCCAAUAUACAUUCAUUACAAAUUGUCUUUUGUAAUUGUGCUUUUAAAGUCAUUUGCAAAAACAAUUGCUAUUAGUUGGUACUAAUUAAUGUUGCAAAAGUCAUGGUUCCCCAGCAAAGACAGGUCAGUUAAUCAGCUGCCUCGAGCUAAUUUUUAUUUUGGGGUUGACUUGCCCUUUAAACUAAACUAGAAAUAUGGCCUCACCUAGACCACACCACUUCAUAUUGUAGUCUCACGGUAAAUUAAGGGCCUGCACCUUAAUUGCCUACAUAUAAUUCAAACGAAUUCAUUCAAGAAUCUUCAGAACUGAAUCACUUGUUAAAGAUCUCAUAUACUUCAAGAUUUGAGAUUAUACAGAUAUAGAAGAAAAACGUCUCCAAGAUAUUGGUUGUUGUGGUUUCCUGUUCUUUAUAAAUGAACUUCACAUUUCCCCUUACUUAAGCCUCAAACCAGUCUCUGUGCUGCAGUCAUACAGAAGGACUAUUGUCUUUCCAUUAGGAACGUCAUCACUGGUAUAUUAUAAAAAACACAUAGUCAGCAGCUUCACUGCUGCAUAUUAAAUAGAGUCUUGCAAGAGCUGGAAGACAUAAAACCAGACUGUUUAACCUAAAGUCUAUAAAACUCUGAUCUUGUGUAGUAUAUCAUAAUUGUGCUUAAAGGGGUGGUUCAUCUUUAAGUUAACAUUUAGUACCUUAUAGAAUGGCCCAUUCCUAGCAACUUUUC